CGAAAGGCGCGGUGUGUGUGAAGCAUCGGGUCCGCGCGUGCGUCAAGAAUGGCGAUGAUGCAGUUGUUCGGUGCCGUCGCGAGACGAGCUACGAAGAUGGCGAAUCGACCGUCUCUGGCUUCUCCAAUCUCUUCGCUGUCGUCGUCUUCGCUUCCUUCUCCAUCGUCGACCGUAGCUCCUCCGCCGUUCCCGGUCCUGUGCGGGAGGGGCGACAAGAGGACGAAGAAAGGGAAGAGGUUCAAAGGAUCGUACGGGAACGCGAGGCCGAAGAAGGAGAAGAAGAUCGAGCGCAUCAAGGACAAGGUUGAGGUCCCCAGGUCCACUCCUUGGCCGCUUCCUUUCAAGCUCAUUUGAAAUGAAUUUUCACUCUCUUGCUCUUUUUUGAGUUUCGUUCGCGUACUUGUAGUUGUACUUCUGAUUUACUGAUUGGCAAUGGAUGGAAGCUGUUUGUGCAAAUUGUCGGGGGAUCUUCAGUUGGGAUUCGCUUUAUAUUUCGAUUUUGAGAUUGGAGAAGUUUUGAUUGUCUCUGA
This is a messenger RNA of Rhodamnia argentea, 530 nucleotides long. RefSeq names its product 30S ribosomal protein S31, mitochondrial. The coding region runs from base 49 to 354 and encodes 101 amino acids. The transcript has a single exon. Gene Ontology annotation, biological process: plastid translation. Gene Ontology annotation, cellular component: ribosome; plastid. Lineage: Eukaryota; Viridiplantae; Streptophyta; Magnoliopsida; Myrtales; Myrtaceae. The record is from RefSeq and is a predicted model, not a curated record.